This is a messenger RNA of Nylanderia fulva, 7940 nucleotides long. NCBI's taxonomy places the organism in Eukaryota, Metazoa, Arthropoda, Insecta, Hymenoptera, Formicidae. The record is from RefSeq and is a predicted model, not a curated record.
AUGAAAGAUUAUAAUUGAUUCGAUAUAUGUUAUUCAAAAUGUUGAGAUGUUUUACUUUGAUUUUAGGCGGAUAUUUUUAUAUAGAAGCUUGAGAUUAUAACUUUCCCUCUCAUUAUGUAGAAGAAAGUCCUUCAUCAUUUAUACAUCAUUUUUAUAUACAGGAUAUUCCGGUCAUAACGGUUUCUCCCUGGUUAAUGUGAAAGCGAUCAAAAGACGCCCAGUUGUUCUGAAGUAUCUCUGGAGUAUAAUUUGAAUAAUUGAUGGAUCUAGAUAUAUAAAAUUCACGAGUGACGAAGACGGGCCCCAAUAUAUUCGGGGCGCGAAAUGCAUUUAGCAUUAGCGGCUGCUGCUGUUGGGACUCAUCAUAUCAGGACUCAUCAUGGGGCCCCGGUAUCUCGGCGCGCGUGGCCCGCCUCUUUACAUAUGUAUAUAUGUAUGUGCACGCGGACCCCGUGUGCCGAUAGUGUUGCAGAGCAAGUGGGGAAACACGACCUCGCAGCCGGGGCCCACUACUGGGAUACGAUGAGGAAGAUGAAGAGAGAAGGAUGUAGCAGUGUGGAAGGAGCAAACAGCCGAGAAGGCAGCAGUGCCGGCCCCGCUUUGGGCCCAACGGGGGGACCUGGGGUCACAUUCCAAGAUGGCUGUGCCUGAGGAAUGCAGUGGGUGCCCCCUAAGACGCCUGCCUCCCUCCUUUUUUAUUAAUCGGUCCCAUUUGCUCGUUCUAGCGAAAAGAAACCUCCUUUAUUACCGUUCAUGGUAGAGUGAAAUAAUGUAACGUGCUAAGGGUUUGUUUGCAAAAUAUACAAACGACGAGUCGACGUCAAGGAAAGGCGCCAAGAUAAGUCCCAACGUGAGGAAGAGAGAGAGAGAGAGAGAGAGAAAAAAGUGUCGCACAUUCAAAAUCUGGGGUCUGUUUUUCAAGCCAACUCGCCGUCUCGCAGAUGAUGCCCAUGCUAGAGGAUGCUACUAGCUCGUCUUAAGCAAUGUCUCAUAGGGAUAUCUCUGAGGUGGAUCCCGAAGGUACGUCGGCCUUGGCCGCUGGAUCCAGGGCACUAUUCUUAGAAACAGUACGCAGGAGUAAUGCAGCAUGCCAGAAUGGAGAUUAUGCUCUUGCUGCAACAUUGUAUACGGAAGCCCUCGCCUUGGAUCCUCUCAGUCAUGUAUUAUAUUCAAACAGAUCAGCUGCAAGACUUAAAAUGGGAUUAUUUGCUGCCGCGUUGCAGGAUGCUGUCAGAGCUACUGAACUAAGUCCACAAUGGCCAAAGGCGUACUAUCGACAAGGAGUAGCCCUGCAAUGCCUAGGACGUCACGGAGAGGCUCUCGUUGCCUUCAGCACAGGAUUAGCUCAUGACGCGUCCAAUCAUCAAUUAUUAUCCGGCUUAGUUGAAGCAUCUUUAAAAUCUCCACUGCGACCGACUUUGGAGCCGACAUUUCAACAGUUGCGUGCAAUGAAGCUUGAUGAAUCCCCAUUCGUCGUCAUAUCCGUGGUCGGUCAAGAGUUGCUUGGAGCUGGACAAUACAGGGCAGCCGCUGGCGUGCUCGAGGCUGCUCUGACAAUUGGUUCGUGUAGCUUGAAACUGAGAGGAUCUGUAUUUUCCGCUCUCUCUAGCGCCUACUGGGCGUUGAACUCUUUAGACAAGGCCAUAAAUUACAUGCAACAAGAUUUGGGCGUGGCACGCUCUCUAGGAGAUACGCAGGGCGAGUGCAGAGCCCAUGGAAAUCUGGGCUCGGCUUAUUUCAGCAAGGGUAGCUUCAAGGAGGCUUUAACCGCUCAUAGAUAUCAACUUGUUCUGGCUAUGAAGUGUAAGGAUACGCAGGCUGCAGCUUCGGCCUUGACCAGUUUGGGACACGUAUACACGGCGAUCGGCGAUUUACCGAAUGCUCUAGCCUCUCACAAGCAGUGCGUACAAUUGGUGAAACAGAUGGGCGAUCGACUACAGGAGGCUCGCGAGAUUGGCAAUGUCGGAGCGGUCUACUUGGCGAUGGGUGAAUUCGAAAGCGCUGUCGAUUGUCACACUCAGCAUCUGAGGAUAGCCAGACGACUGGGUGAUCGUGUGGAGGAGGCGAGGGCUUUCAGUAAUUUAGGAUCGUCUCAUCAUUAUCGUAGAAAUUUCGGACAAGCGAUGACUUAUCACGAAAAUGUUCUGAGAAUAGCGCAGGAACUCGGCGACAGAGCUAUAGAGACCAGAGCGUACGCAGGAUUGGGUCAUGCUGCCAGAUGUGCAGGCGAUCUGGGGCAAGCUAAGCUUUGGCAUCAGAGACAGCUCGACGUCGCGUUGGUCACGAAAGAUAAAGUGGCUGAAGGACGAGCCUGCAGCAACCUGGGCAUAGUAUACCAAUUGCUUGGCGAGCAUGAUGCCGCUUUAAAAUUGCAUCAGGCACACUUAGGAAUCGCGAGAUCAUUAGGAGAUAAAGCCGGUAUGGGAAGAGCCUAUGGUAACAUCGGUAAUGCUUAUAACGCUUUAGGAUAUUACGAACAAGCCAUCAAGUAUCAUAAGCAAGAGUUGACGAUUAGCAAAGAGGUUAACGACCGUAGCUCGGAAGCUAGCACACAUGGAAACUUGGCGGUCGCGUAUCAAGCUGUGCAAGGUCACGAGGCGGCAUUGAGACAUUACCGAGCUCACUUGGCCAUAGCGCGCGAAUUGAAGGACACGGCUGGCGAAGCGUGCGCACUAUUAAAUCUUGCUAAUUGCCUUUCCUCGCGCGGCAAAUUCGAGGAGGCAGUGCCGUAUUACGAGCAUUAUCUGAUGCUGUCACAAGAAUUGCACGACGUGGAGGGAGAAGCUAAAGCGUGCCACUUUCUAGGAUACGCUCACUAUUGUCUGGGAAAUCAUCGAGAAGCAGUGAGAUAUUACGAUCAGGAUUUAGCGCUAGCGAAGGACUUGCAGGAUAAAUCUGGAAUGGGAAGAGCUUACUGUAAUCUAGGUUUGGCUCAUUUGGCUCUGGAAAACUUGGAUACUGCUCUGGAAUGCCAGAAAUAUUAUUUGGCUAUCGCGCAUAUGACCAAGCAUCUGGCCGGCAAAUUUCGCGCUCUGGGAAAUAUGGGCGACUGUUUAUUGCGUAUGGGAGAAGUCGAGGAAGCUAUCAAGAUGCAUCAACGUCAAUUGAACCUGGCACGUCAAGCCGCCGAUCGCGGCCUGGAAGCAGCUGCCUAUGGCGCACUGGGAAUCGCUCAUAGAGCUACAAAGAACUUGGAUAAGGCGCUCGGAUUUCACACGCAAGAAUUAACUCUGAGACAAGAGUCUAGCGACUUACGCGGCGAAUGCAGGGCACACGGCAAUCUGGGUGCAGUGCACAUGGCACUAGGACAGUACACUCACGCGGUUAAAUGUUAUCAAGAGCAGCUGGAGAGAGCAAAGGAACUGGCGGAUUCCGCAGUUGAAGCUCAAGCAUUAGGAAAUUUGGGUAUAGCUAGACUUAAUAUGGCACAUUACGAGGAUGCCAUUGGUUAUUUCGAGCAACAAUUGGCAACUUUGGAGCCGCUAAUAACUGGCACGGCUUUGCUCGAUAAAACUCGAGCACUCGGAAACUUGGGAGAUUGUUACGAGGCCUUGGGUGAUCUGGAAGAAGCUAUCAAAUGCCACGAGCAACAACUGGCAGCCGCAACAAAAUUGAAAAGUAUAAGAGAUCAGGAGAGAGCGUAUAGAGGAUUGGGAAGAGCUCGCGAGGCUACUGGAAACUUACAGGAAGCUUUGGUGUGCUUUGAAAAGAGAUUAGUGGCCGCUCACGAAGUAGAUAGUCCUGAAGCGAGAGGUGCUGCUUAUGGAGAUCUAGGUAGAGUACACGCCGCAUUGGGUAAUCAUGAGCAAGCCGUCAGUUGUUUAUCUCAUCAAUUGGCUCUCGCUCGCGGAUUAGGCGACAAAGCGGCCGAAGCCGAAGCUGCCAGCGGCUUAGGAGCGGUACAUCUUUUGAUGGACGAUCCGAAUUCCGCGUUACGUCAUCAUCAAUUGGAGCUGUCGAUUGCCGAGGGUCUGGAUGCCGCCGGAUUGCAAGCUCGCGCUUGCGCCAAUUUGGGACUGACUCAGGAGACUUUAGGGCAGUACGAAGAAGCUAUAAGAUUACAGGAACAAUCAUUGAGUUUGGCGGCCGCGGCGGGGGAUCAACCAGCUCGAGCGGCGGCUUUUACGAGUUUGGGGCGACUUCAUCAUCUAUGUGGGGAUCUGCCUCGCGCUCUGAGCUAUCUGCAAUCCGGUUUGUCCCUGUCCGAGGGCCUAGGCAGAAGAGAAGAGGUCGCAAGAUUGCGACACAGACUUGGUCUCGUGCAUUGGGAAGCCGGAGAAGCCAGCAUUUCCGUGGAACACUUAGAGAAAGCCGCGAAUUUGUUAGAAUCAUUAGACGGAACUUCGGUAUCUCUUACUUGUGGGCAACUCAAUCGAAUCGAAUUAUUGUCAGAGACGUAUAGAAUGUUACAAAAAGUACUCAUCAGUCUAAAUCGAGCGGAAGAGGCUCUGAAUUGGGCGGAAAGAUCCAGACGUUCUAAGAGUAAUUCUCUGGACGACACGGCUCAUUAUUCGGAAAUUAUUGAUCGACAGCGCGGAGUUAUUUUAUACUACAGUGAGAUGGGAUGCGAACUACACGCAUGGUGCCUGGCACCAGGGCGCGGAUUGUUACGAUUCCAUUCCGCAACUUUGGAUGACGGAGGUCUAGAGAAAAAAGUUCUUCAAGCUCGCGAAGCGCUCCUGGACGAGAGCAAUGAACUCAUCGAAGAAUCUACCAAGAUCCCAUCGAGGGGUCAUCACUUGAAUGCCAGUUCUUAUAGUUUGAGCAGCCUCUUCAGCGUCGGCUCCGUGAGCUCUCGCGCUGGAAGCGCCCGUUGGGGACGAGGCGCGAAAGGACCUACGUGGCAGGCACCAUUGCCGAUACAAAUGCUUUACGAUCUUCUUCUUGCUCCGUUCGAGGAUCUAUUACCACCACCGCGAAAGGAGCUAAUCAUGGUGGUGGAAAAAUCGCUGUACUUGACGCCAUUCCCGGCCUUGCAAUCCAAUCCGGGCGAAGAUUAUCUGUGCGAGAGAUUUUCCUUGCUGGUAGUACCAUCCCUUGCAGCUCUCAGAAAAAGAUCUAAGACACCUGUAUUGGAAGGUGGUGCUACUGUGGCCGCGCUGGUUGUCGGAAAUCCCGUUCUACCGGAAGACGUUCGAGAAGAGUAUGGUUGGCCAGAAAGUGUCGCUUCCACUGAAACCGAAUCGGAGAUAGUCGCCGAAUUGUUGGAAGCCCGUGCGAUGACUGGACUCGAAGCUACCAAAUCGGCGGUUCUACGAUCUCUAUCAGAUGCGGAGUGCGUUCAUUUGACGGUGCCGGUCUUCUGGAACACCGGCAGCUUGGCGUUUUCGCCCGAUCAGUGCGAGGAGCCGUCCGAGAGACCAGAAUAUCUCAUAAGCCAGAUGGAUUUGCUCAGAUUGAAAAUGUCCGCUCGUCUAGUGGUCGUAUCCAGGGGUCAUGGUUGGAAUAACAUAGAGUGCACAAACGCUACGUCGGACGGUAUACAGAAUCUCGCCAAGACAUUGUUAAACGCGGGUGCGCAAUGCGUGCUGAUAGGAAUGUGGGCGGUACCACCAACUGCGGGUAGUAUCCUGCUGCGAGCGUUCUAUAGCGCGAUGCUGCAAGGUGCGAGAGCGUCGCGUGCACUAGCCGAGGCGAUGCAGACCGUCCAGCAUACUAGACACUUCGCUCAUCCCGCUAACUGGGCCGGUUGGCUACUCAUCGGCGGAGACGCGAGAUUAUCCAAUAAGGUUGCACUCAUGGGCCAGGCACUGGCAGAAUUAUUGCGCGGUGGUCCUGAGCAUAGCAGAGACGCGCUGCGAGUGACGCUUCAUCUGGUAGAAAAAUCGCUGCAGAGAAUUCAUCGUGGGCAAAAGAACGCAAUGUACACGACUCAGCGCAGUAUCGAGAAUAAAGUGGGCUCAGCUACUGGUUGGCGAGAACUUCUAAUGUCUGUGGGAUUUAGAUUCGAGCCGGCCGGCAACGGAAUACCAUCCUCUGUGUUCUUCCCGCAAAGUGAUCCCGAAGAACGACUGACGAGAUGCAGCGCCAGCUUGCAAGCUCUACUGGGUUUAGGUCAAUCGUCGUUGCAUGCUUUAGCUAGACUCUUACAGGCACCAGAAGCUGCAGAAGAUGUCAUCGCUGCCAUGAGAAGAGCCAGUAAUGCUACGGAAGGACAAGAAGUUAUUUUGCCUGUAUACGUUUGGAGAGCAUCGGGAUCGCAUGAACUAUUCGCUAGCUUAGGCUUCGACUUAAUGGAAGUCGGGCAAUCAGAAGUGACAUUAAGGACAGGCAAACAAGCCUCGCGUAGAGCUGUCCAGUUUGCUCUUCAAGCUCUUCUUGCAUUGUUUGAUACACAAGAAGCGCCAAAAAGUCUUAGCUUAGAUUCGAGCAGUUCAAUGGAAAGUUUAACUUCCGUGGCCCAUACCGAGAAAAAUAUCGAACGACCUCGACUAGGGGGAGCGUUUACAAGUUACGUACGACAUCGUGGUGAACCAGACGGAAAAACCAUGGAACCGCCAAAUGUUCUGAUACCAACGUCGCGACAACUGUGUCCAAAUGGUGGAGGUGAAUCAGAUGUAGCAUUCACACCUAGUCCUCCUGUGGCGCUCAACUUAAAUCAUCAGACGCGAAUUCGGAAUCUCUAUCCCGAUCAAAACCCAGUAAGACCCGGCUCGAGCUCGAGCAGUUCGGUGACAGAUUGGGAUAACGGCCACGCAACUGUAUUGAGACGUCAGCCCUUACCGCCGUUGCCGGCCACCAUGCUGGAAAGAUUGAGCGUGAGAACGGAAGUCGGGACGAAUUCGUCGCGAAAACCACGGCAUUCCGCAACGAAUGGCGAGGAUAUCUGCAAUCCGCAGACUGACGCUACGCAAUCUACGGAAUCACAUCCGCAAAACUUGCGAAACUUGGCCACCUCCCUGACGACGCUGACACGCGAGCUGACGCCCACCAUUUCUGAGGUGUAUCACGAGCGAAAUCUGGGAUUAGGUCUGGCGCCAUCCUUGUCGAAGUUGCUGGAGGAGGUGGGCACCGUGUCUACCGAGAACGAGGAGUCGCAAUCGGCGAAAGCGAUGGCUCACAAUCAGACGCAAAACUGGAUACAGAGUGAGCCGGAACUCUGCCGCAGGGACGAGGCCGAUGGCAGAUCUAUCGCCGAGUCGCAAUGCAGCGCAGCCAGUUCGAAUAAAAUACCUCGGAAGGCUCCCGCGCCGCCGGUAUAGAUUAUUUAUAUUUAUAAAUUAAAACGUAAUUAUGCGGAGAGAAUAUAGUACUGGGUACCAAAGAAUGGGGGACGCACACAUCGGAGAACCGAUUACUGCCGCUGGCAGUAAACGAUCAACGAAGAGCGUAUUUAAUUUGUAUCUGCCAAUAUUUCUUUAUAUUCAAACUAAAACAUUCGUAGAAAAACACUAAUUAUUUCGUAAAUGUUUUAACAUACAUUACAUGCAUUUUUACGUGUUUGUUUUUGCGUACGCAUUGAACCUCGCGAAAAACACGAGCUUUAUUACGUACGAGGAUAUAAUCUCGCUAAUAAUAUAUGCUCAAGUUUAAUUUUAAUUGUAAUCCGUCCAAACGAUAUAAUUAUUAAUGUUUUUAAUUAUUAUCUAGAGCAAAAAGAUCGUAUAUGGAGUUUGUAUGUUGAUCAUCUAAAAAAUCCGUUUCCAUAUAUUUUCAACAUGUAUGACUGACAUGGUUGACCUAUGAUGGCUUUAGCUGCAUCAACAUCCAAGCUCUAAUUUGACUAUCGUGUUUCUUACAAUAUUAUGCAUUGUAAUUGUAUGCAGAGAACGCGACAGUUUAUUUAAAUAGAUUUACUCUAUAUAAUUAAAUCAACAACUUAUCUAUAUUUGUAUUUUAAAAUAUACAUGCAUAAGUGUGUACUAUAUUAAUCUUAAGAGAUAUUUGAGAUAGAAUGAAAUAUUUGGAAAGAUUGUCAAGAGAAAAAUUUAUUUUAGCGA